AUGUCUUCCGCCCCGCCGCCCAGUCAUCCCCCUUCAGAUUCUGAGAAGAAACCGGACGACGCACCUAUCCCGACCUCGACGUCUGCAGAUGGAACAGUGGCGAUGGACGAGACCCCCGAUGCCCCACCUGAGGAGACUUGGGACGACAUUCCGGAGGAUAUCAUGGCGUUGAGCACGGAUGAAAUUAUCACAAGAACACGACUUAUUGACAAUGACAUCAAGGUGAUGAGGUCAGAGACCCUCCGACUGCAGCACGAGCAAAGCGUUAUGAAGGAGAAGAUUCGGGACAACGGAGAGAAAAUCAAGCAGAACAAAGUUCUACCUUAUCUAGUAGGCAAUGUCGUCGAGAUAUUGAAUGUCGAUCCAGAGGUCGAAGAGGAUGGCGCCAAUCAGGACCUUGAUUCCAUGCGUAAAGGGAAAUGCGCAGUCAUCAAGACCUCAACCCGCCAAACCGUAUUUCUUCCUCUCAUAGGACUUGUCCCUGCCGAAAAGCUUAGUCCAGGGGAUCUCAUUGGUGUCAACAAAGACUCGUACCUCGUUUUGGACACAUUACCCGCCGAAUUCGACUCUCGCGUCAAAGCUAUGGAGGUGGAUGAAAGACCAACAGAGAAGUACACGGAUAUCGGCGGUCUAGAGAAGCAGAUUGAGGAGCUAGUAGAGGCGAUCGUCCUUCCCAUGGAACAGGCUGGAAAAUUCAAGACCCUUGGUAUCAAGCCUCCGAAGGGGUGUUUGAUGUAUGGACCUCCUGGCACUGGCAAGACGCUUCUUGCGCGAGCAUGCGCUGCUUCAACGAAAGCGUGCUAUCUCAAGUUGGCUGGACCUUCAUUGGUGCAGAUGUUCAUUGGUGAUGGUGCCAAGCUUGUUCGAGAUGCGUUCGCUCUGGCGAAGGAGAAGGCACCAGCGAUCAUCUUCAUUGACGAACUUGAUGCCAUCGGCACAAAACGAUUUGACUCUGACAAGAGCGGUGAUCGUGAAGUCCAAAGAACGAUGCUUGAGCUUCUGAAUCAGCUAGAUGGUUUCGGCAGUGAUGAGCGAAUUAAGGUUAUUGCAGCAACCAAUCGUAUUGAUAUCCUAGAUCCAGCCCUGCUACGAUCCGGUCGUUUGGAUCGCAAGAUUGAAUUCCCUUUGCCCAACGAAACCGCUCGUGCGCGGAUUUUGCAGAUUCACUCCCGGAAAAUGUCGGUAGCAGGCGACGUCAACUACGAAGAGCUAGCCAGAAGUACUGACGAGUUUAACGGGGCACAACUGAAAGCUGUCUGUGUAGAAGCCGGCAUGAUUGCCCUCCGAGAAGGAGCUACCAAACUGUCUCAUGAGCACUUCUUGAGCGGUAUAUCAGAAGUGCAAAGCAAGAAGAAGAAUAACCUCAUGUAUUUUGCUUAG
Molecule: messenger RNA, 1380 nt
Organism: Cyclocybe aegerita
Lineage: Eukaryota; Fungi; Basidiomycota; Agaricomycetes; Agaricales; Hemipholiotaceae
Source: the annotation of a GenBank genome assembly